AUGGCCAACAAAAACCGAUUCCACCCAGUAAUCGAAAGCUCCCGUGUCAACUCCGAAUGGAAAGCCGACCCCGGCCUCUCAAACCUCAUACAUGAGUCGGAUGGCUGCAGCCCAGGUGUCAACCGCUCUAACAAGGAUGAGCCGUUGCCCGAGUCACACCUUGCUCAGGAGGUGGUUGAUAACAUCUUUGAUUAUUCUACGAAUGGUAAUGCCUAUCUUCUUCUACCCACUCAUGUGACAGGUAAUCAACGUUUCUCGUGGGAACAUGUUCCAAGGAGACGUCUUCCCAUCCUCGUGAGACUACUGUUCAGGUAAGAAGUGAGAUGGUACCGCAAGUUGCCGGACCGACACAUUGUAAAUCGGCGAGGAGCUGGCGUAUCGCCAUAAGUUCUGAUGGAUUGAUAAUUUGCCCUUUGAUGAAUUUUGUUGCAUUGUACGAAUGGACGGCACUACUCACGAUGGUCAAGGUCUCUAUUUUCAUGUGGGGCAAAUAAGACUUUAUGGAAAACAGCAGAUAGCUGUCCUUGUCUUGAAUUGUCCAUGCUAAAUUACCCGUUGG
Messenger RNA from Pseudogymnoascus verrucosus, 559 nucleotides. RefSeq lists its product as uncharacterized. The record is from RefSeq and is a predicted model, not a curated record. Bases 1 to 315 code for a protein of 104 amino acids. NCBI's taxonomy places the organism in Eukaryota, Fungi, Ascomycota, Leotiomycetes, Thelebolales, Thelebolaceae. The transcript has 2 exons.